Danio aesculapii is the source of this 2937-nucleotide messenger RNA. Its product is annotated as ephrin type-B receptor 1-B. Gene Ontology annotation, biological process: axon guidance; protein phosphorylation; cell surface receptor protein tyrosine kinase signaling pathway. The record is from RefSeq and is a predicted model, not a curated record. Gene Ontology annotation, cellular component: neuron projection; plasma membrane. The transcript has 16 exons. Bases 1 to 2937 code for a protein of 978 amino acids. Gene Ontology annotation, molecular function: transmembrane-ephrin receptor activity; protein binding; ATP binding. Lineage: Eukaryota; Metazoa; Chordata; Actinopteri; Cypriniformes; Danionidae.
AUGCAAAACGGCAACAAAGAGAUACAAAAUGGAGACCACUGGAGGAAGCAGAAAGGAAGCGAGAUCAAAUGUAUCAGGGACAAUAAAACACUAAUGGACACCAGGACCGCGACUGCAGAGCUUGGCUGGACGGCGUACCCUUCGUCAGGGUGGGAAGAAGUAAGCGGCUAUGAUGAAAACCUCAACACCAUCCGAACAUACCAGGUGUGCAAUGUCUUCGAGUCCAACCAGAACAACUGGCUGCUCACCACAUUCAUCGCUCGCCGUGGCGCUCAGAGAAUUUAUGUGGAAAUGCGUUUCACUGUCCGAGACUGCAGCAGUAUUCCGCGAGUGCCUGGAUCCUGUAAGGAGACCUUUAACUUGUACUACUAUGAAACAGACUCUGUUAUCGCCACCAAGGGUACGGCGUUCUGGAUGGAGGCCCCGUAUUUGAAAGUGGACACUAUUGCUGCGGACGAAAGCUUCUCGCAGGUGGAUUUUGGUGGUCGGUUGAUGAAAGUGAACACAGAGGUGCGGAGCUUUGGUCCACUUUCGAAAAAUGGCUUUUACUUGGCAUUUCAGGACUAUGGGGCAUGCAUGUCCCUGCUUUCUGUGCGUGUGUUUUAUAAGAAAUGCCCCAGUGUGGUGCAGAACUUCGCAAUCUUUCCAGAGACUAUGACUGGAGCGGAGAGCACCUCCCUGGUGAUUGCUCGCGGGAUGUGCAUCCCAAAUUCAGAGGAAGUGGACGUACCAAUAAAGUUGUACUGCAAUGGCGAUGGGGACUGGAUGGUUCCGAUUGGGAGCUGCACCUGCAAGGCAGGAUUUGAGCCGGACAAUGGGAACAUCUGUCGAGCGUGUCCUCCAGGAACGUUCAAGGCUAGUCAAGGGCCGGGUCUGUGUUCUCAGUGUCCAGCCAACAGCAGAUCCACAUCUGAAGCGGCCACCAUCUGCGUCUGCAGGAAUGGCUACUACCGAGCAGACGGAGAGCAGCCAGACAUGCCCUGCACCAGUGUUCCUUCUGGACCCCGAAACGUGAUCUCCAUCGUCAACGAGACAUCCGUGACCCUGGAGUGGCAUUCUCCGCGUGAGACAGGCAGUCGUGAGGACGUCACGUAUAACAUCGUGUGUAAGAAGUGCCAGACGGACCGCCGCUCGUGCUCCCACUGUGACGACAAUGUUGAUUUUCAGCCACGUCAGCUGGGACUGACCGAGUCCAGGGUGUUCAUCAGUAACCUGCUGGCUCACACACUGUACACGUUCGAGAUCCAGGCGGUCAACGGCGUCUCCAACAAGAGCCCGUACCCUGCCCAACACGUCUCCAUAGACAUCACCACCAACCAGGCCGCUCCGUCUAUUGUUCCCAUAAUGCAUCAGGUCAGCUCUACCAUGAAGAGCAUCACGUUAUCAUGGCCACAGCCUGAGCAGCCCAAUGGUAUUAUUCUCGAUUAUGAGCUGCGCUACUAUGAGAAGCAUGAAGUUAAAGAUGAAUACCUGACUGUGAAGAAGUAUGUUGCAGCAUACGACUAUAAAUCAGAGCUGAGGGAGCAGUUGCCACUGAUUGCGGGCUCGGCCGCGGCUGGAGUGGUCUUCAUCGUGUCUCUGGUGGCCAUAUCUAUAGUCUGUCGAAGAAAACGAGCUUACAAUAAGGAGGCGGUGUACAGUGACAAACUCCAGCACUACAGCACUGGCAGAGAGCUCACUCUUAGACCGGAUCUGUCAAACUGCCAUACGCCCAUGGGCUGCCCGACGCUGCCAGGCUCUCCAGGCAUGAAGAUCUACAUCGACCCCUUCACCUAUGAAGAUCCCAAUGAAGCGGUCAGAGAAUUUGCCAAAGAGAUCGACGUCUCCACGGUCAAGAUUGAGGAAGUCAUUGGGGCAGGUGAGUUCGGGGAGGUUUAUAAAGGUCGACUGAAACUCCCUGGAAAACGAGAGCUCUACGUUGCCAUCAAAACACUGAAGGCGGGCUAUUCUGAGAAGCAGAGGCGUGACUUUCUGUCCGAGGCAUCAAUCAUGGGUCAGUUUGACCAUCCUAACAUCAUCCGUCUGGAGGGAGUUGUGACCAAAAGCCGUCCAGUGAUGAUCGUCACCGAGUUCAUGGAGAACGGGGCGCUCGACUCCUUCCUCAGGCAAAACGAUGGUCAGUUCACUGUGAUCCAGCUGGUGGGGAUGUUGAGAGGUAUCGCUGCAGGGAUGAAGUACCUGUCGGAGAUGAAUUACGUCCACCGAGACCUGGCCGCCCGCAACAUCCUGGUCAACAGCAACCUUGUGUGCAAGGUGUCGGACUUUGGCCUGUCCCGUUAUCUGCAGGAAGACACAUCUGACCCCACCUAUACCAGCUCACUGGGUGGAAAGAUCCCCGUGAGAUGGACCUCGCCAGAAGCCAUCGCGUACAGGAAGUUCACCUCUGCCAGUGACGUGUGGAGUUACGGUAUCGUCAUGUGGGAGGUGAUGUCAUUCGGCGAGAGACCCUACUGGGACAUGAGCAACCAAGAUGUUAUCAAUGCUAUAGAGCAGGAUUACAGGCUUCCUCCACCCAUGGAUUGUCCCACUGCUCUCCACCAGCUGAUGCUGGACUGCUGGCAGAAAGACCGAAACGCCCGGCCACGCUUCACAGACAUCGUCAACACACUCGACAAACUCAUCCGCAACCCCACCAGCCUUAAAGCAGUCGCCAGUAUACCUACUAUACCAUCCCAGCCAUUGUUGGACAGGUCUAUCCCAGACUUCACCACCUUCAGUUCAGUCGAGGACUGGCUUUCCGCUGUCAAGAUGUCUCAGUACAGAGAUAACUUUCUCAACUCUGGAUUCACCUCCCUACAGCUGGUCACCCAGAUGACUUCAGAAGACCUGUUGAGGAUAGGAGUGACUCUAGCCGGCCAUCAGAAGAAAAUCCUCAACAGCAUCCAGUCCAUGCACCUGCAGAUGUCUCAGUGCCAGACGGCCACUGCGCUGGCAUGA